Molecule: messenger RNA, 939 nt
Organism: Orycteropus afer afer
Lineage: Eukaryota; Metazoa; Chordata; Mammalia; Tubulidentata; Orycteropodidae
Product: olfactory receptor 1030-like
Exons: 1
Coding region: 1-939 (312 amino acids)
Biological process (GO): sensory perception of smell; G protein-coupled receptor signaling pathway
Cellular component (GO): membrane
Molecular function (GO): G protein-coupled receptor activity; odorant binding; olfactory receptor activity
Source: RefSeq, a predicted model, not a curated record
AUGUUCAGAAGAAACUACACUGAAGUGACAGAAUUUAUUCUUUUGGGUCUCACAAGCCGCCCAGAGCUGCGAGUCACCUUCUUUGUGCUGUUCCUUGUGGUCUAUGCAGUCACUGUGAUAGGAAACUUGGGCAUGAUUGUUUUAAUCAAAAUUGAUUUUCGACUUCACACUCCCAUGUACUUUUUUCUCUCAAGUUUGUCUGUGUUAGACCUGUGUUUUUCUACAAAUGUCACUCCUAAAAUGCUAGAGAAUUUCUUAUCAGAGAAAAAGACCAUCUCUUAUGCUGGGUGUUUGAUUCAGUGCUACAUCGUCAUUGCAGUGGUCCUUACAGAGCACUGCAUGUUGGCCGUCAUGGCAUAUGACCGCUAUAUGGCCAUCUGUAAUCCACUGCUCUACAGUAGCAAGAUGUCCAAGAGUGUCUGUGUCCGCCUGGUCACUGUUCCUUAUGUCUAUGGUUUCCUCCUGAGCGUGAUGGAGACCUUGAGGACCUACAACCUCUCCUUCUGUGGGGCUAAUGAAAUCAAUCACUUCUACUGUGCGGACCCCCCUCUUAUCAAGCUGGCAUGCUCUGACACCUACAGCAAAGAGUUGUCAAUGUAUGUAGUAGCUGGCUACAGCAAUGUCCAAUCCCUGCUGAUCAUCCUCACGUCCUACGUGUUCAUUCUCGGUACCAUCCUCAGAAGCCGUUCUGUAGAGGGGAGAAAAAAAGCUUUUUCUACAUGUGGCUCCCACCUUACUGUGGUCACCAUCUUCUAUGGUACCCUCUUCUGUAUGCACUUGAGACGCCCCACAGAGGAAUCUGUGGAGCAGGGUAAGAUGGUGGCUGUAUUUUAUACCACAGUGAUCCCCAUGCUCAACCCCAUGAUCUAUGGCCUCAGAAACAAGGAUGUGAAAGAGGCCUUAAGAAAAGCAAUAGGCAAACAAAAACUGGGGAAAUAA